Messenger RNA from Teleopsis dalmanni, 1078 nucleotides. RefSeq lists its product as uncharacterized. Lineage: Eukaryota; Metazoa; Arthropoda; Insecta; Diptera; Diopsidae. The transcript has 5 exons. The coding region runs from base 152 to 982 and encodes 276 amino acids. The record is from RefSeq and is a predicted model, not a curated record.
UUUCUUUAAAUGUUUUUUAAUAACAACCCUGCUUUCUACACCAUCGGUACUACCUCGUCAAUUGUAUGUGACGUGUCAAUUAAUCUGCAAAUUUUAUUAUAGCGGUACUCGUGUCCAUAUUGAAAAAACUUUACUGCGAAGUACAUAAAAUAUGGAGGACGAAAGAGAUAUAAAUGAGAAGGGCAAUGAAAUACGUUAUUUGCGUAAUGAACUAGAUAGUGUUGAACAAAUGUGUACAACAAGAGGUACCACCACACGUGAUUUGGAUCAAUCGAAUGAUGUGGGUGUUCAGUUUCCUGAUCGUUUUGAGCAAGUACUUGCUUACAAGGAGUCCUUUAAAGUUAUUCGUUUAAUAAGUCCUAUUAAUGAUCCGCCAGAAUUAAUGCCGAUAGAGAAAAAUAUUGAAACAUUCACCCAGGAUAGGAGUGUUCAAAUAGAACCGAUAGCACAAACUGCGUUGGAUGAAGCUCGUUCCAUGUUAAGAUUUUUAGAUGAUAAAACCAAUCGAAUUGAUGAAGAAUAUAUGGGUAAAGAGAACUGUCUCAAAACAGAUUUUGAAGUAGAUUUGAAUUUAACCGAUGAAGUUGGGGUUUCCAAAAGAGAAAAAAGGAAAAGUAUUUUAAAGAAAAUUAAACGAAUCAAAAAAGAGCAGAAAAAAUUGAAACUAUCUUUCUUAAAGAUUCUAUCUCUAAAUGAUAAGAAUAAAAUCGCAAAGCCUGAUGUUCAACAAGACCAGAUGUUCAAUGGAGGCGACGAUAUAGAUAAUCUUGAUGAAAAUGAACAUAACGAAAUCGGUGUAGAUAUAGAAGCCAAUGGCAAUGUAACAUCUUCUAAGCAUAUGCAUAAAAUCACCGUUACUCCAUCUUAUAAAUCUGACGAUGACAUUUUUUUAUGCAAUGAUACCAUUGGAAUGGAUACAACAACUCUAAUCGAGAAUGAUGAAAAUAUAAGACUAGUGGGGGAAGAAAUUUGUGAACCAUAACCACUUACAGAAACACUGAAGCCGAUUUCUGAUUAAUAUAAAAGCGAAGAACAUACCGAUGGAAUCAUAGACGUUGAAUACUGUAUAUAAUAAUAU